Amaranthus tricolor (Joseph's coat) is the source of this 1483-nucleotide messenger RNA. Its product is annotated as E3 ubiquitin-protein ligase BIG BROTHER-like. Bases 402 to 1100 code for a protein of 232 amino acids. The transcript has 8 exons. The record is from RefSeq and is a predicted model, not a curated record. NCBI's taxonomy places the organism in Eukaryota, Viridiplantae, Streptophyta, Magnoliopsida, Caryophyllales, Amaranthaceae. Gene Ontology annotation, molecular function: ubiquitin conjugating enzyme binding; ubiquitin-protein transferase activity. Gene Ontology annotation, biological process: protein ubiquitination; negative regulation of organ growth.
ACACAAUUUUGACUCAAAAAAGUUCUUCUUUGGCCAAUUUAAAUACUGAAAAUCUGAAAUAAGGCCAAAAACCUUACUUUCACUUCAUUUUUUCACUCACUUCUCAGUAUUUUAUGCCCUCUGAAAACUGAAAAGAGAGUAUAUAUAGAGAAAAUAACCCAAAUCAAAUCAAAAAAAAAAAAAACAUUAUUGAAAUGUAUCUCAAUUAUUUGUUGUGAUUUGGUGAUUUUAUGGUCUAAAUACAAAUAGCCCAUAUCCAACUUGCCCAUUUUAGCAAUAAUCAUGAGCUAUAUUUGUUCUGUUGAUGGGUAUUCGUCGUAGUUCGCUUUAGAGAAUCAAGGUGCUGUAGAGCUGAUCAAAUCGGACUUUAGUUAGAAAGGCGUAGUUGAUUAACGUAAAAGAUGGGUAGCCAGCUGAGGGAAGACCCUAAUGUCCUAAGAAAUUUGGAAGAAAUGUUUCCCGGUCUCUCUUGGGAAGAGGCUCUUGAACAUCAGGAAAGUCUUUACCAGUCACUACAGAUGAUAAACUGUAUUUGUCAAACAUCUAGAUCUUCUGAUAACGAACCUAGCAGUAGCCAAGGUCGCUCGUUGGGAGAAUCGUCAUUUUCAGGAAGCGGCGACUACGAUUUGGCUCUAGAUGAAGCUGUGGCUAGAUCUUUGCAGGAGUUAGAUUUCGAAGAUGAACAAGUCGAUCAUGUUGCCAUUUCAGGAGUGCUCCCUACUGCUUCCAGCAACACUGAACAUGCUGCUCCUGGAACAUCUGUCACGGACGUACACCAACACCAGGAUGACGUUGAUCCAGAUCAGAUGACAUAUGAGGAACUACAGUCCUUAGGGGAAGCUAUUGGAAGUGAGAGCCGAGGAUUAACUACGAGCGAGAUAUCCAGUUUGCCAUGCUACACAUUCAAAUCUGGUCGCCUUUUCUCUAAGAAAGUUGAUAUCGGAGAGUGCGUGAUUUGCUUUGCGUCAUUUAAGAACAGGGAUUUGGUUAUCAGUCUACCCUGUUUGCAUCAAUAUCAUAAAGGCUGUAUUGAACCUUGGCUAAAGAACAAAAAGAUUUGCCCGAUCUGCCAAAAGGAGGUGAAACUAUCGUUUGAUUGAUCAAGCCAUGUAUUGCGUUUGUUGCAACCACACAACCAUUUGUUGCAAAUUGUGCAAGAAGCAAUCUAGUGUAAAAUUGUCUCUUUUCCCCUUCCCCUUUUUGUAUUUAAUCAAGAUCGAAUGUAAAAAGCUUUCGUGUUUUUUUUGAAAGUAGAGGGAAUCCUUCUCUCGCGGGUUAUUAAUAUAUUAAGAAAUAGUUUUUUUUCGAUUUGCCAAUCGAAGAGUGAUGUGGUUGCGUCUUGUGUAUUUUUUUUUUUAGAAAACAUCUUGUGUACUUCUGUUAUGAGUAACAUGUAUACUAGUAGUUAUUAUGAAAAAAGAAAGAAAGAAAAAAAAAAAGCAGUGUACUAGUAGUUGAUGAGGCAAAGUUUAGUGUUCUAUUG